CCAAGGAUCUAGGACACUACCUUGCCGUAGAUUCACGAUGAUGUAGAGGACCUGUCUGUAUAUAAUAGGGCUAGGUGCCGUGGCGGGUUCACCAUGGCGGGCUCUUUCGACAUUGACACGUUGUGAGCUAAGAGAAGUUGGAUGAAAUAUACAAUCGCAGCUGAAUCAACCGACACCGCUGAGCCGAUUACCUCCCUGUGCCAAUUUAUCCUUGCCUAGGGUUGUUGCUGGAUAGCAGACUCAACACAUUCUCUCAAUAUGAGUAUCGUCAGCGACCCGGUGCUUAUUGGCGGAGCUGCCAUUCCGGCGUCUAGCAAGGAAGCCCAAGUACAGACGUUGCCCUUACUGGCGUACCCGAUCCCAGCUGGAUGCCAUGCUAUCCCAGCGGAGGAACUAGAUCUUCGGUCAGAUGCCGAAAUCGAUCAGUCAUUAGCGAACCCAAGGCCCAUUUCGACAGACUACCAGAAAAACAUAUUCUUCUUCUGGCACAGUGGCUAUGAGUUUAUGCACCCAUACACAAAGCGCAAUGUUCGCGCCCAUUACCGCCGACUGGCCAAGUUUGGUUGGAACAUCUAUGUAAUAAACCGAGUUGAGGGCUCACCACUAAACAUUGUGAACUUUGUCGACGUGACCGACCCGGAGUUAUUCCCGAAGGCGUUCUUGGACGGCAGAAUCGGCGGCGAUUUCGCACCACAACAUACAUCGGACCUGGUGCGCUGGCCGCUGCUGAUGAAAUACGGUGGCAUCUAUACAGACGUGGGUCAGCUCCAGAUUGGUGACCUGAACCGUUUGUGGGAACAGACGCUUGGAAACCCUGACUCCCCGUACGACAUCAUCUCUUACAACCUAGGUCCUAUCGACCACCGCGAUCUCGCCAACUACUUCUACGCCUCGCGGCCAAACAACCCGCUCUUCUUGCGUGCGCACAAGCUGUUGUUGGCCCUGUGGAACGCUGAUGGCGGCAAGCUAAGCACUGAGGGUAUGCACGCAAGCCCGCUACUCAAGGGACCUAAACUCAUCGGCCAGCGGUUCUCCGAGGAAAUCCGCAAGAAGCUUACGGAUUACAUCAUCCAAGGCUACUGUCUGACUCUGGCGAUGGGUCUAAUCGACGACGAAGAUGGAUGGGACGGCCCGACAUACUGCGCCGAGCACAUCUACGCCAUCGACUACAUGGUUGGAUCUCAGCUCAUCCAGCAAUACACGAACUGGAACGGCAAGGAGGCGUUCCGGCUACUUUCGCUCUCCCUGCCCGAAGACGGCGAAGAUGAGAGCGAUGAUCAGAAAAAGGCGCGGGAGAUCGUAGAGGCGUGUCUGAGCAAGAGUUAUAGUUUCAAGUUGGCGCACGGUUACAUCGUGCAAGUCUUCGGUGACACACUCGGCUCCCUGUGGAGGAAACACGACGGCUCUGAUUACGUUCCCGGCACAUACGCGCACUGGUUGAGAGAGGCCAUGACCUACUGGACCCAAGAUGAACUGCCGGAAAGAUUAGAUUUCAAGGUCAUAGAACCAUAUAAGAGGGGUCCAUUGCUCCGAGAGAGCUAGAUCUCUAUUAGAGAAACGAGAUAGAGAGA
Xylaria bambusicola is the source of this 1571-nucleotide messenger RNA. RefSeq lists its product as uncharacterized. The transcript is spliced from 2 exons. Bases 259 to 1542 code for a protein of 427 amino acids. The record is from RefSeq and is a predicted model, not a curated record. NCBI's taxonomy places the organism in Eukaryota, Fungi, Ascomycota, Sordariomycetes, Xylariales, Xylariaceae. Gene Ontology annotation, molecular function: glycosyltransferase activity.